Molecule: messenger RNA, 1983 nt
Organism: Penicillium taxi
Lineage: Eukaryota; Fungi; Ascomycota; Eurotiomycetes; Eurotiales; Aspergillaceae
Product: putative C6 transcription factor
Exons: 6
Coding region: 1-1983 (660 amino acids)
Biological process (GO): regulation of DNA-templated transcription; DNA-templated transcription
Cellular component (GO): nucleus
Molecular function (GO): zinc ion binding; DNA-binding transcription factor activity, RNA polymerase II-specific; DNA binding
Source: RefSeq, a predicted model, not a curated record
AUGAGGAAUGAUGAUAUACAUCGUUCACGGUCGCCUGCAACUCGUCGGAAUGGUACACUUCAAUCAUGCGAGCCCUGUCGCCGUUCGAAGCAGCGAUGCGGCCAUGAGCGUCCCAUUUGUCGCAGAUGCGCCACUAAGAAAAUCAGUGAUAAAUGCUUUUAUCAUCCAGCUCCUAUGACCAGGCGCAGGCUCUCGCAGCAAGCUAAUUCAACAGUGGUACUAGCUCCAUCGAAUAGCUCAACUUCUUUGGAGCUGACCCGUCAACCAAUUUCCAGCUCUUCCAGUCCCGGGGCAUUGGGCCAAGGUCGAAUUUUUGUAUCAUUAGAGCCACCAUCUGCUCUUCCUGGAUAUUUAGGCUCAACAAGCUUUAGCGCGGUUCUCGCCGAACAUCGCAACGAGAUACCCUUUGAGCCAGAAGAAAACACCGACUCUUACCCUGUGUUAUCUGUGGAGCCGGACCGAGUCCAGUCCGGUGCAGACGUACUUUUGUUUCUUUGGAAUCUUCAUGGCCGUCGGCAGUUGAUUGAAAAUUAUUAUCCUCGAUCAUGCAAUGUGGUCGUACCUAGAGUUGUCACUGAUGCGAUCCUGAAUUCAAUCAAUGAGGUAUUCUCUGGUUUUAAUUCCAACGAUAUAAUGCCACAGUUGCAAGAUCUGGCGACUCAGAUAUUUCAGAACUCAUCUCGGUCAAUGACUACGCACCAAACGACGACUGUUCAAGAAUAUUGCUCGUCCUUUACAGGUCGUAAUACCCGUUGGGAGGCAAUAGGUAGCCUAUUUUCUCUAUUCGGCCUACAAUUGGUAGUCACGCCUGAAAAUGAUCCUAUUUUCUUGGAAGGAGCCGACCAAACUUGGCCGAAAAAUCGCCUUCUGGACCAGGUCAUAAUGGCAAGCACCAUCUGCAUCAACUUCUGCGAUCAAACCUCUUCCGCUAAUGAAUUACUGGCAUUUUUACAAUACAACUAUGUGAUGCUUUUGACACAGCAUUAUGGAGACUCAAGUAACAAAGCCUGGCGUCGGCUGGGUGAUUUGGUGGCUACAAUUUAUACUGCUGGAUUACAUCUUGACACAGAGAGCUCGGACGAAUAUCCUUUUUUCCGUCUUCAGUGGCGGAGAGGAUGCUUCAUCUCGGCUUUCUAUAUGGACAAGACGAUGGCAUCUUUCGUUGGCCGCCCACCUCUCAUGAACUAUCGAUACUGCAACCUAGAGCCUCCACUCGAUGUGAGCGACGAUGUUCUUAUCGAAGGGGGUGCUGCUUUUGAUCAAGCAGUAUCUGAACUUGACAGUAACGGUUGGAAUACUCUGGGACAAAUGUACCGAAUGACAUCGUCUCGGCUGCGAUUCCAGCUUGCCAUCUUCAGAGAACAAACCCUCGAUAUCGCGUUAGGAACCAAUAAGCCCAGUGAUCUGGUUCGUAAAUCCAACGAAAUACAAGAGCAGGUGCGUGCUGUAUGGGAAGCAGCCCCCGAUCAUAUUCGAUAUGACCGACAGCGGACACUCAUCAAACAUACAGGUGCUGAAGAGGGUGCACUGUGCGAUAUCUCCCGCCGUAUCCUGGGCAUCGUCAAUCAAAUUUGCAGUCAGCGAAAUCCGCUGGUUGACUUAGAUAGACAUUUUUCUUGGAUUGCACUCACGUACGGACUUCCCAGUGCAAGUGUUUUGCUUGUGGAACUUCUACACCAGUCACAACAGCCCAGCUCAUAUGUUGUUCUCCUCCCUCGCGCAGAACUGAUACGCAAUCUGAGUGUUUUCAUAUCACUACUGUCAUGGGUGGCACGUCCAGGCCAUGGUAAUUACAGUACAUGUAAAGCGGCAGAGAAGAAAUUGUCUCUGAUACUCGAUCAACUUUUGGACCCACAGCCGGUACAGGAAGAUAUGGUCCACGAUGUCACAUCUGGCCUAUCCAGUUUCUUGGACUGGUCAAACUAUAAUACUUGGGACUUCAACUCUGAGUAUUUUCCUGUGGCUGAUGCAUUCGUGCAAUGA